CCGGGAGCCUAUCCCGACGUGGAGCGCCGGCCACCCGAGCCCGCCCGGGGCCCGCCGCAACCCGGCCGAGGCGGCCCUGUCGUGGCCACCCGGCAGCCAUGGCUGGGGGCCGUGGGGCUCCCGGGCGCGGCCGGGACGAGCUGUCCGAGAGCUACCCACAGCGACAAGACCACGAACUGCAGGCCCUGGAGGCCAUCUACGGCGCCGACUUCCAGGACCUGAGGCCGAACGCGUGCAGACCGGUCAAUGAGCCCCCUGAAAUCAACUUAGUACUGUACCCUCAGGGCCUAACUGGUGAAGAAGUGUAUGUGAAAGUGGAUUUGAGGGUCAAAUGCCCACCAACUUAUCCAGAUGUAGUUCCUGAAAUAGAGUUAAAGAAUGCCAGAGGUCUUUCCAAUGAAAGUGUUAACUUGCUAAAAUCCCGCCUGGAAGAACUGGCCAAAAAACAUUGUGGGGAGGUGAUGAUAUUUGAACUUGCCUACCAUGUACAGUCAUUUCUGAGUGAGCACAAUAAGCCCCCACCCAAGUCCUUCCAUGAAGAAAUGCUGGAGAGGCAAGCGCAGGAGGAGCAACAGAGACUGCUAGAGGCAAAGCGGAAAGAGGAAGAAGAGAAACGUGAAAUCCUUCAUGAGAUUCAGAGAAGGAAAGAAGAGAUAAAGGAAGAGAAAAAAAGGAAAGAAAUGGCUAAGCAGGAACGUUUGGAAAUUGUUAGUUUGUCCAGCCAAAAUCACACCUCCAGGAAAGACCCAGGAGGCCACAGAACAGCUGCCCUUCUACAUGGAGGCUCUCCCGACUUUGUGGGAAAUGGUAAACAUCGGACCAGCUCCUCAGUGAGAUCCAGGCGAGAACGUCAGUAUUCUGUAUGUAGUAGUGAAGAUUCUCCUGGCUCGUGUGAAAUCCUGCAUUUCUCAGUCGGUGGUCCUGAUCAGCUCAUGGUGCACAGAGGGAAAUGUGUUGGCGAUGAUGAACAGCUUGGAAAAUUAGUGUACAAUGCUUUGGAAACAGCCACCGGCAGCUUUGUCUUGCUGUAUGAGUGGAUCCUUCAGUGGCAGAAAAAAAUGGGUCCAUUUCUUACCACUCAAGAAAGAGAGAAGAUUGAUAACUGCAAAAAGCAGAUUCAAGGGGCAGAAACAGAAUUCAGCUCCCUGGUGAAACUGAGCCAUCCAAAUGUAGUCCGUUACUUUGCCAUGAAUCACAGAGAGCAAGAUGACUCCAUUGUGGUGGACAUUUUAGUGGAACACGUUAGUGGAGUCUCUCUUGCCACUCACAUGAGUCACACAGGCCCCAUCCCUGUGCACCAGCUUCGCCGGUACGCAGCUCAGCUCCUGUCUGGCCUGGAUUAUCUGCACAGCAAUUCAGUGGUGCACAAGGUCCUAAGUGCCUCUAAUGUCCUGGUGGAUGCAGAAGGUACCAUCAAGAUUACGGACUACAGCAUUUCAAAGCGCCUCGCAGACAUCUGCAAGGAGGAUGUGUUCGAGCAGACCCGAGUUCGUUUCAGUGACAAUGCUCUGCCUUAUAAAACCGGGAAGAAAGGAGAUGUUUGGCGCCUUGGCCUUCUGCUGCUCUCCCUCAGCCAGGGACAGGAAUGUGGGGAGUACCCUGUGACCGUCCCCGGUGACUUACCAGCUGACUUUCAAGAUUUCCUGAAAAAAUGUGUUUGCUUGGAUGACAAGGAGAGGUGGACCACUCCGCAGCUGUUGAAACACAGCUUUCUCAAUCCUCAGCCAAAGGCACCUCUAAUGGAACAGAGUCCUGAAGAUUCCGGGGGCCAGGAUUAUGUUGAGACUGUCAUUCCCAGCAACCAGCUCCCCAGCGCAGCAUUCUUCACGGAGACCCAGAGGCAGUUUUCCCGGUAUUUCAAUGAGUUUGAGGAGUUGCAGCUUCUUGGCAAAGGGGCUUUUGGAGCUGUCAUCAAGGUACAGAACAAGCUGGAUGGCUGCUGCUACGCGGUGAAGCGCAUCCCCAUCAACCCCGCCAGCAAGCACUUCCGCCGGAUCAAGGGUGAAGUGACACUGCUGUCACGCCUGCACCAUGAGAAUAUUGUACGCUACUACAACGCCUGGAUUGAGCGGCAUGAGCGGCCGACUGGCCCAGGAACGCCACCUGGAGACUCGGGGCCCCUGGCCCGGGACACACGAGCAGCACAUGGGCAGGCACCAGGCGACACGGACAGCCCGGACAGCGUGGAGGCCAACGCUCCACCACCCAUCCUCACCAGCUCCGUGGAGUGGAGCACGUCGGUUGAGCGCUCAGCCAGUUCUCGCUUCCCAGCCACCGGCCCUGGCUCCAGCAGCGACGAAGAGGACGACGAGGAUGAGGAGGACGAACACGACGGGGUCUUCUCCCAGUCCUUCCUGCCUGCUUCAGAUUCUGAAAGUGAUAUCAUCUUUGAUAAUGAGGAUGAGAACAGCAAAAAUCAGAAUCAGGAUGAAGACUGCAAGGAGAAGAAUGGUGGCCGUGAAAGUGAGCUAUCAGUAACAACUGAGGCUGUGCACUAUUUGUAUAUCCAGAUGGAGUACUGCGAAAAGAGCACUCUACGUGACACCAUCGACCAGGGACUGUUCCAAGACACCACCAGGCUCUGGAGGCUUUUCCGGGAGAUCCUGGAUGGGUUGGCUUAUAUUCAUGAGAAAGGAAUGAUUCACCGGGAUUUGAAGCCUGUCAACAUAUUUUUGGAUUCUGAUGACCAUGUGAAAAUAGGUGAUUUUGGUUUGGCAACAGACCAUCUAGCUUUUGCUGCUGACGGCAAGCAAGAUGAUCAUUCUGACCAUUUGAUUAAAUCCGACCCUUCGGGUCACCUGACGGGCAUGGUUGGCACUGCUCUGUAUGUAAGCCCAGAAGUGCAGGGGAGCACCAAGUCUGCAUACAACCAGAAAGUGGAUCUCUUCAGCCUGGGAAUUAUCUUCUUUGAGAUGUCCUAUCAUCCCAUGGUCACAGCCUCCGAAAGGAUCUUUGUCCUCAGCCAACUUAGAGAUCCCACUUCGCCUAAAUUUCCGGAAGACUUUGAUGAUGGAGAGCAUGCAAAGCAGAAAUCUGUCAUCUCCUGGCUGUUGAACCAUGAUCCAGCCAAGCGGCCCACAGCCAUGGAGCUGCUCAAGAGCGAGCUGCUGCCCCCACCCCAGAUGGAAGAGUCAGAGCUGCACGAAGUGCUGCAUCACACGCUGGCCAACGUGGACGGGAAGGCCUACCGCACCAUGAUGGCCCAGAUCUUCUCCCAGCGCAUCUCCCCCGCCAUCGACUAUACCUACGACAGUGACAUCCUCAAGGGCAACUUCUCCAUCCGCACAGCCAAGAUCCAGCAACAUGUAUGUGAGACCGUCAUCCGCAUCUUUAAAAGACACGGAGCUGUCCAGUUGUGCACCCCACUGCUGCUCCCCCGAAACAGGCAAAUAUAUGAGCACAAUGAAGCUGCCUUAUUCAUGGACCACAGCGGGAUGCUGGUGAUGCUGCCCUACGAUCUGCGGGUCCCUUUUGCAAGAUAUGUGGCAAGAAAUAACAUACUGAAUUUAAAACGAUACUGCAUAGAACGUGUAUUCAGACCUCGCAAGUUAGAUCGAUUUCAUCCCAAAGAACUUUUAGAAUGUGCAUUUGACAUCGUCACUUCUACCACCAACAGCUCCCUGCCCACUGCUGAAAUCAUCUACACCAUCUAUGAAAUCAUCCAGGAGUUCCCAGCCCUUCAGGAAAGAAACUACAAUAUUUACUUGAAUCAUACCAUGCUGCUGAAAGCAAUACUGUUACACUGUGGAAUCCCAGAAGAUAAACUCAGUCAAGUCUAUGUUAUUCUGUAUGAUGCUGUGACGGAGAAGCUGACGAGGAGAGAAGUGGAAGCUAAAUUUUGUAAUCUGUCUUUGUCCUCGAACAGUCUGUGUCGACUCUACAAGUUUAUCGAGCAGAAGGGAGACUUGCAAGACCUAACGCCCACAGUAAACUCCCUAAUCAAACAGAAGACAGGAGUGUCCCAGUUGGUAAAAUACAGCUUGAAAGAUCUGGAAGAGGUCGUCGGGCUGCUGAAGAAGCUCGGUGUGAAAUUACAGGUCCUGAUCAACCUGGGCCUGGUCUACAAGGUGCAGCAGCACAACGGAAUCAUCUUCCAGUUCGUGGCAUUCAUCAGACGAAGGCAGAGGGCUGUCCCUGAAAUCCUCGCUGCUGGCGGCAGAUACGACCUACUGAUUCCCCAGUUUAGAGGACCGCAAGCUCUGGGGCCAGUUCCCACUGCCAUCGGUGUCAGCAUAGCCAUUGACAAGAUAUGCGCUGCUGUCCUCAAUGUGGAGGAGCCUGCUACAACAAGCUCUUGCGACCUCCUGGUUGUCAGUGUUGGCCAGAUGUCCAUGUCAAGGGCCAUCAACCUGACCCAGAAACUCUGGGCAGCAGGAAUCGCAGCAGAGAUCAUGUACGACUGGUCACAGUCCCAAGAGGAACUACAGGAGUACUGCAGACAUCACAAAAUCACCUACGUGGCACUUGUCUCUGAUAAAGAAGGCAGUCAUGUCAAGGUCAAGUCUUUUGAGAAGGAAAGGCAAACAGAGAAGCGUGUGCUGGAGUCUGAUCUUGUGGACCAUGUUGUGCAGAAGCUGAGGACUAAAAUCAGCGAUGAGAGGAGUAUCAGAGAAGUUUCUGAUAAUCUUGCAGUGCAAAAUCUGAAGGGGUCCUUUUCUAACGCCUCAGGUUUGUUUGAAAUCCACGGAGCAACAGUUGUUCCCAUCGUGAGUGUGAUCGCCCCAGAGAAGCUGUCGGCUAGCACCAGGAGGCGGUAUGAAACCCAGGUGCAAACCCGACUUCAAACCUCCCUUGCUAACUUACAUCAGAAGAGCAGCGAGAUUGAGAUUCUGGCUGUGGAUCUACCCAAAGAAACCAUCUUACAGUUUCUAUCAUUAGAGUGGGACGCUGAUGAACAAGCAUUUAACACAACUGUGAAGCAGCUGCUGUCACGCCUACCAAAGCAAAGAUACCUCAAACUGGUCUGUGAUGAAAUUUAUAACAUCAAAGUAGAAAAAAAAGUGUCUGUGCUAUUCCUGUAUAGCUACAGAGAUGAUUACUACAGAAUCUUAUUUUAACCUGGAAGAAGUGUCAUUACACUGUUCAAAGUCAGGAGCUUAACACUGGAAUAAUGGAAUGUUGUACAUUCAUUGUAGUUUUAUGUUUGAAUUCUUAGAAGCUGUCCCACAAAGUUGAGUUUUGUCAGCUUUUCAUGUGUAAUAUAUUAUAAAUUUAUCUUUUUGAAUAUAAUAAAAGCUUUCAUACA
Ochotona princeps (American pika) is the source of this 5245-nucleotide messenger RNA. RefSeq names its product eukaryotic translation initiation factor 2 alpha kinase 4 (gene EIF2AK4). Gene Ontology annotation, biological process: regulation of translational initiation by eIF2 alpha phosphorylation; DNA damage checkpoint signaling. Gene Ontology annotation, molecular function: ATP binding; protein binding; eukaryotic translation initiation factor 2alpha kinase activity. The coding region runs from base 99 to 5057 and encodes 1652 amino acids. The record is from RefSeq and is a predicted model, not a curated record. The transcript is spliced from 39 exons. Lineage: Eukaryota; Metazoa; Chordata; Mammalia; Lagomorpha; Ochotonidae.